AUGAACACGGUAGAGUGUGUCUUGUUAGAUCAAUGUCAAGAUGUUGCAAUCGUUCAGAAUACUGUUAUUAUUAAAAUCACUCUUCAUUUCAUUUAUUUCUUAACGGUCAUUUGUUUCAAUUAUAUGUGUGUUUUUCAUGACACGACUCGUAUAAUUCAUCCAUUCAUACACAUAUACUAUACCAUACCAUACAAUAACAACAACAAUGAUAGAAUGACAAUAAAUUUUAUUCCAACUUUGAAAGAAUAA
Heterostelium album PN500 is the source of this 249-nucleotide messenger RNA. RefSeq lists its product as uncharacterized. Bases 1 to 249 code for a protein of 82 amino acids. The record is from RefSeq and is a predicted model, not a curated record. NCBI's taxonomy places the organism in Eukaryota, Evosea, Eumycetozoa, Acytosteliales, Acytosteliaceae. The transcript is spliced from 3 exons.